Messenger RNA from Siniperca chuatsi (mandarin fish), 1781 nucleotides. RefSeq names its product migration and invasion enhancer 1-like. Lineage: Eukaryota; Metazoa; Chordata; Actinopteri; Centrarchiformes; Sinipercidae. Bases 195 to 425 code for a protein of 76 amino acids. The record is from RefSeq and is a predicted model, not a curated record. The transcript is spliced from 4 exons.
ACUGGACCGACUGGCUACCCUCCCCCUGGGUGUGGUUUACUUUAUAAGUACACUAAUCAUGACUCUGUAUCUUAUUCAGCUCAUCUUCGGACUGAACGGUUACAGCUCUGCAUCUACUAACACAAGUCACAACCAUGGCUGCGGUCACCAUUGAAUACUGUAAAGGAUGAAGUUACGCGUACCGCUACCAGGAAAUGGCCGGUGUCGUCCGGCAGGUUCCCGGUGUGCAGGUGACGGGAGUCAAAGGGAGGCCAGACAGCUUUGAGGUGUCAGUGAAUGGUCAACUGAUCUACUCCAAGCUUAAUACAGGAACGUUUCCUGUUCCUGAACAGGUGGCAGAGAUGGUGAAGCAGAUUGUCCAUGGAGAAAAAGUGGAGAAAACCUCCAAAUUGAUGCGUCUGAAGAGCAGAUGCUCUUACCAUUAGAAGAUGGAGGAUAAAAUAACAGCUGUAUUCACACUGCAAGAACAGUGGUUUGUUUUCUGUGGCUCAGACUGCAUUCUCUCAUGCACGCGUAUCUGACUGCAAAAAUCAAUUCAAACAUUGAAAUAUGACAUUAAAACAUUUAAAACAAAUUAUAACUGUUGACCAAAAUCAAAACGUUUAAGUCUCACCGUCGGCCAUAGAAGAAGAUCAGACCAUAUAUCGUCUUCACUGUGAAUACAGACAAGAAGAAGAUGAGAACAACUCUGAGGAGCCAGGCACUGAUCUGCACUUCUGUUUAUGAAUGUUCACGCUGAAAAACAUGUAGUGUGUGCACGAUGCAAGUCUAGAAGCUUUUCAGCCGACUGGAGUCUGAGGAACUGCUCUCAUCAUGUCCGUCUGGCAAGUGCUCAUAAAUAAAACGUCUCUGCAGCGGCAUUUACUUAGGAAUGGAAAAUCAGAAAAUGUAACUCUAUAUCAAGCCACAUAUAUAUUUCAUAUUUAGCUUUUCUCUGUUUCGAUAAAGUUUCAGGUCUGUGACAUGAUUGGGCACAAACUUAAAGGAAUAGUUUGCCAUUUUUGGAAGUACUUUUAUUAGCUCUUAGCUUGCCAAGAGUUAGCUAGAUGAGAAGAUCGAUAUCACUCUCAUGUCUAUUCAUUAAAAAUGAAGCUACAGCCAUCAGCUGCUUAGCUUAGCUUAGCAUAAAGACUGGAAACAGGGGGAAAUAGUUAGUCUGGCACUGUCCUGUCAACAAAAUCUGCCUGCCAGCACCUCUAACGCUCACUAAUUAACACGUUAUAUCUUGUUUGUUUCAUCCGUACAACAACCCAAGUGUAAAAAUUAGCUGUUUGAUGGGGAGUUAUGUGUUGGACUACUUCUUGGCCGGUACCAGUAACUUCCUGGAGUCUCCGCUACUUGUCCAGGCCAAGAAAUAGUCCCGCACAUAACGCCCCGGUAAACUGGCGAAUUGUCAUUUUUACACUUCAGUUUUUUGUAUACGGAUGAAACAAACAAGAUAUUACAUGCUAAUUAGUUAACUUUAGAUGAGCUGGUAGGCAGGUUUUGUUACCUUUGGACAGAGUCAGCUAGCUCUUUCCCCCUGUUUUUAGUCUUCAUGCUAAGCUAAGCUAACUGGCUGCGGGGCUGUAGCUUCAUAUUUCAGGUACAGACAAAGGAGUGGUAUCAAUCUUCUCAUCUAACUCUAAGCAAGAAAGCGAAUAAAUGUAUUUCCCAAAAUGAACUAAAUAACCAUGCUUUUAAUCUUUGUGUAGUCAGAUAUAAUAUGCACUGCUAAUUUUCAACAAAUUUUAACAAAUUGAGCUUUUUAAUGUAGGACAUUUUCAAAGCACCUUACACCA